UCUGGAAGGUGGAUUUCCCCUACGAGGAAAAGAUGGUCGGGUACAUCACGGGCUACAGCAGGAGGUUCUGGCAGGGCAGCACCGACCACCGCGGGGUGCCGGGCAAGGAUUAGUGCUCGGAGGCCCCAAUUAGAACCAGGGCCUCACCAUCCUGGGCAUUGUACAAACAUACUCUUAAGACAGUUCCUGCCUCUUGGAGCUUAUAGUCUAAGAUCACUAUCUGCAACUGCCUCAGUACAGAUGGACUCCCUUGUGCCUAUGUGGAGCCUCACUGACUUUGGUGGCAUCCAUCUACAGUUCCAGGAACUGGGUAUAAGUAGGGACAAGAUGCAACAAGAACAAAAUGGAGGAGGGAAAAGAAGACCAGGGUGAUAGUACCAAGUUUGAGACAAAUACAUUUGAAUUUGGUCUGUUUAUAUAAUUAAGUUUAUCGUAAGCCAACAUAGAGACCAAUACAAGUUGAUUAUUAUCAACAUUAUUUGUUAUAUGGUGGUAACACCCGAAGAUCCCAGAGGAGAAUGAGGUCCCAUUGUGUUGGGCACUGUGCUACCAUGUAGGGAGAAACUUAUUUUAACUUAAGGUAGAAGUGCAAGGAAAUAGUUUAAGUGAUCGAUUAAAAUGGGAGUACCUAGAGGAGGCUGAUGUUAUUAAUUUUUAUUGUGUUUAUACUGAUCCUUUCAGUACUUUUUCAAAACUUAAGAAAACCUGUCUACCUUGCACACACAACCAAAUACAUCCUAAGAAUAAGUCAUGCCUUCUGCUUCAAAAUACUCUAGUUUCCUUUCAUAAGUAUUAGGAAGUGACCAUUUCAGGUGUGACUUCCAACUUAUGAUUGUAUGAUGCCAACAAUGUACUAGGUGCUAACUGUUCCUUGUAGUUCAGAGACUCUUACUGCCUUAAAGUCAUUUUUUUGUAGCUAAAUCGUAGACUUUCACAUUAUAGGACAUCUUUUAAGCAAUGCAAGACUUCUAAGAUAGCAAUGGCAGCAGGAAUAACCAAAAAGAGUUAAUUUCAGUAGUUGAAACAAAUCCCAAACGAUAAUGUGCAUCUAGCAAAAUAGCCAGGAGAAAAUAAAUCUCAUUUUUGUUGAAUCUUAAAAGGGGGAGAAGUAUGAAUCUAUAAAUAGGACGCUAAAGCAAAGUGGAGAUGUGCGCAAACUACUUCAUUCUGUGUGGGCUUUACCAUUUAUAGCCUGUUGAUAAAACUAAAAGAGGAGAGAUUUUAUCCUAUUUUUUUAAUCUGGUGUUAAAAAAAAAAAACCCACAGGAUUAUGAAGUUAAAAACAAUUUCCAGUUGUAAGCAUCCUUUCCAAUUUCCUGUGGACAGGUGUAUUUUUCAAGUGAUAGGAAGGAGCAUAAUAUAGUUUUACUGCAUUUUGAAAUCCUGCAUCGCUCUCACUGCACAAGGGCUAUCACCCUUAUAUAAUUCUAAAUAGCUCAACAAAUGCUAAGGAAACAAUAGGUUACAGAAACAUCCAGCAAAUUAGGGGAAUGACAUUGAUGGGACAGGGCUAUGUUAUUUACAGUUGCAUAUGUGGCUAAUUAGUCAUCAGAAAUACUUAACUGAUCAUUAACAUACUGGACGUGGUAUAUGAAAAUGGGCCAAAUAUUCAAGUUUCCCUAAUUUAUGAAAGAAAAAUGGUAAAUGCUAAUUUUAUUUAAUUAAAAUACACUUUUCUGUUGUUCACUGAGGUUUUUCCCCCCAAAGCGGUCACCUCAUUUACACAUCAUUGGCAACUCCAAGCUAAAACUGGAGACUGACUUAGAAAGAGAGCAGCUCUAGUGAAGACGUAAGAAUUAUACUAAUUGAAAAAGGAAAUGCUGCAUUUUCAAAAGGAGGAUGCAUAGGUUCAUGCGACCAUGGAUCAGUAAUAAUUAAUUUAUACAAAAUUUUUAUGUCUCAGAUUUUUUUUUUUUUUUUUUUUUUUUUUUUUUAAACACCAAGACAAUCCUAUCAUUGGAUCAAAAUAAUGAUCCAUAUUUUAUUUCUGAAGAGCUUUUUCAGAUUACUAGGACCCUUAUCAACCCAGGAUGAACUUCUGGAAUGCCAAUAAAGACCUACAAACGGAUUGACAGGAAACAUCAAGUACAAUCUUCCCUGCAUUUGCUGGAAGACCUCUUAGGCCUGGUCUACAUAGAGCCUGGAAGAGUUGUGACUCUUGUUGAAGAUCCUGAGGGUUGUGUAUGGGGUGUUGCUUACAGAUUGCCCGCAGGACAAGAAGUUGAAGUAAAGGCAUACCUCGACUUCAGAGAGAAAGGAGGCUACAGGACUACAACUGUCAUUUUCUAUCCAAAAGAUCCCUCAAUAAAACCAUUUAAUGUGUUGUUAUAUAUUGGAACUUGUGAUAAUCCUAACUACCUUGGUCCAGCACCCCUAGAAGACAUUGCUGAACAGAUUUUUAAUGCAGUUGGUCCUAGUGGAAGAAACACGGAAUACUUGUUUGAACUUGCCAAUUCCAUCAGGAAUCUUGUACCAGAAGAUGUGGAUGAGCAUCUCUUCUCUCUAGAGAAACUAGUAAAGGAACUCUUGGAAAGAAACAAAAACCUCAACUGCAUAUAAAAAUCAUUUAAUAGUUUCAAAUAAGCUUCUCCUUUCAUCUUCAGAAUUACGGUUUCAUUGCACAACGGGUAUAUGAUUUGGAGGCAUGUUUAUCUGUACUAUGCUAUCUUAUUUAUUUUAAUGUUGCAUUCAAGACACUGUAGUUAAGGGUCACUAGAAGAUUCCAUUGUAAAACCAUAUUUUCAGGAGUUUAUAACAAUGGGGGGCAGAAGCAUUUCAGGUUUGAAUUUGGUAUACAAGAUUUUAGCCAAAGAGCAUAUUUUUCUUUUUCAAAAUUUGAAGAAAAUCAACUUUGGCCCUUUAUUUUUUGAGGGAAAUUUUAAUUUUUUGGUGAUUUCAGGUUUAAGUUGUUCUAAAAAAAAUAGUUAUCUUUAAACUACCUUUAGGACCAAGUCCUGCACUCAGACAAAAUUCCCACUGAUUGAAGUGGUAGUUCUCUCUGAGUCAAGACUCCAGGAUUAAGUCCUUAAUACAGCUAAAAGAUAAAUGUUUUAAGUAGCUACUCUACAUGUACAGUAAGUACAUGGCAAAACAUUUAUCGUAUAAAGGUUCAACUCCAUUAGAACUAAGCUAUUCCAUUGAAUCAAUAGUUUUACUUUUGGUAUAUCAGUUUGUCAUUAGACACAAUGGGCAAACAGUUGUGUUAUCAAAGAAAUUACUCUUUCCCUUGAUGCAUUAGGUUAUUCAUGGUGUCAAACCCUUAGAAACAAAAAUACGGUACAUUGACACAAAUAAGCCAUACCGUAUCAGUGCCUCAUUUCUUUUAUUUUAAAAUUACUGUAAACAAAAAUAAACCUAAACUGUUAAAGUAACUGAGGAUAUGACUUGAAUCCACAAUAUAGCAAGAAUGUUCUGAAACUCCCAUCUUUAAUAACUGUUUGCCUUCACAUGCCUAUAUAAAUCCCAUUGAAAAUCAAGAAGAUUUUUCCAACUUUUGAGGGCAGAAUUUGGCCUAACUGGCCUAACUAUUGCAAUACAAAGGCAUAAGGAGUUUCUGUCCCAACUAUGAAUUUUCUUGCUUCUCAGAGUUUAAGUUAUUUUCUUUAAUCCCUUAAAGCAUAUUUUUGUAUUUUAAUAUAUAAAAGGUCCUCUUUGAAUGUAAUGUAGUACCACAUCAUACAGCAAGAGUAUUUAUAUAUGUUCAGUAAUCACAUGAAAACCGGUCUUAUUUUCCAUCAGUAAUAGCACAAACAUUACAUGAUUUAUGUUUGUACACACAGGUAGUCUUUUCCUCUUUUCUGUCAGUUUUAUAUUUGUAGCUGGGCAAAAAAAAAAAGUCAAGUCAUCAAAAUGACUGACUGACAUAAUUUAUACUUUACCACCUAUAGAAAACAAAUUGUAAACUGAAUGUUACAAAAUAACAUUCAAGUCAGGCACCUAUGUAAAUAGGCUGCAGUACAUAAAAUGCAUUCAAAACAGUUGAUUUAAAACAUGAAACAAAGAGCUUUUGCAUUUAAGACCAGGAUUGUAAUUUUUGUCACCAUAUUUCUGGCAUCUAUCAAAGGAAUGUAGAUCUAGGAAGCACAAGUCUACCUGUUAAAUUUUCAAAAGCUAUUAACAAGAGGAGAACAAAGUGGAGGUUAAUGCUUUAAUUCUACAAUAUUAUUAGUACAUAAGAUAUCAAACUUGAUGGACCAGUCUAAUCAGAUGACCAGGGGAUUUGCCUCAUAUCAUAUAUAUUGGGGACCUAUUCUCCCAUUAAUACUUCAGUUCUUUGCUAACUUAUGAGAAAUAGAUCCUGUUGGUUUCAAAGGUCUUUAUUCUCCGCUAUGUUACACUGAUGCAAGACUGAUGUAACAGAGCAGAGAAUCAGGCCCAGUAAAUUCCCCUGGACAGUAAGGCUAAAUAUAGGGUCAGAAUAUUCAGACUUCAGUAGCUAAAUGUUAGCCACCUAAAUAAAGUGACCAAAUUUUAAAAGGUGAUAAGAACAGGCAUCUCCACUAACACCAAUGGGAGGCUCUGAAAAAUCCAGUCACUUAUGGUGCCUGAAUAUGGAUUUAGGAUUUUAGGCAUCAAAGUUUGAAAAUGUUUGCCUACAUCAAUAUAUCAAGAUCCUUUAAAAAAAAUUAUUCCCUUUGACAUGGAGAAUAAAUACUCACUAAAUGUUAAUUGUAUACUUUAAUGUUCCAGAAAUGUUAUGUAUGGCACCCUUUAAGGAGUAUGUAAACACUGCAAAGGGAUACUGAUUGUUGUUUUCAAAAAGACCAGCAUUUCCUUUCCUGUGCAUGUCUGGGCUUUGAAUACACGGUUGUAAAUUUAAAGCGUACAUCAGAUGGAGUUGUAAAAUCUAUGUAUUUUCAUUAAUUUCUCUCUCUUCUGUCAAAGGCUUAUUUUUGUUUGUCAUGAGAUGGUGGGGAAAGUGUAUAAACCCCUUUAUCACUUCAAGAACUCCCUAAUCACAUCAAUGAUGAUACUCUUAAAUAUUAUGCUUAUUUAAGCACUAGUGUCGGGGCAUUGGGAUUCUGUAUGGCUCUAAGUUUGGUAAUUUAAUUUUAUUCAUAUCCAAAACACUGUUGGUUCAAUCUCUUUUCCAGAUUCAUAAUAGUUGCAAUAAUACCUGUAAUGAUACAUUCCAUUUUGUGCAUAUAACUUCAGUACAAUAAAAUGCAUCGCGUAUUUAAUUGUG
Messenger RNA from Chelonia mydas (Green sea turtle), 5185 nucleotides. It is a transcript of the gene CHAC2, whose product is annotated as ChaC glutathione specific gamma-glutamylcyclotransferase 2. Gene Ontology annotation, cellular component: cytoplasm. Gene Ontology annotation, molecular function: glutathione specific gamma-glutamylcyclotransferase activity; gamma-glutamylcyclotransferase activity. Lineage: Eukaryota; Metazoa; Chordata; Testudines; Cheloniidae. The transcript has 4 exons. Gene Ontology annotation, biological process: glutathione catabolic process. The coding region runs from base 2044 to 2559 and encodes 171 amino acids. The record is from RefSeq and is a predicted model, not a curated record.